UUGGUCUUAUAUUCGGACAUGCUGUCGUUUUUUAACCGUGUCCCUAUUGUUAACCACGCUACUUUGAAUAUUGGGUCUGAAAUCACAUGUAAGUGUGACUUCAAAACAACAUCAGCUCUGUUUAACUGACUGUAAACAAUGCUGUACUUUAAUACUCAUUGGCUGCUAAUGUGAUUUCCUGUAUAAUUAGCAAAGAAUACUUUUCUGAAAUAUUAUCAAGAAUAUUAAACCAACUUUACCUCAGUGAUUUAAGGGACUACAUUGCAACGCGACCUUUGGACGAAUUAUAUUCAGCACAAAGCCUGAUAUCGUCUUCGUAUCCUCAUUUGCCGCUCAUCCAGCAUGACUUCAUGGACUUUAUUAGUGUUUCUCCUGCUGUGUGGAGUAGAUGUCGGCUGGUCUGGCAAAGUUUUGGUGAUGCCAGGCGAGUACAGUCACUGGCACAACAUGCGGGCGAUCAUUGAAGCUCUGGUCGAUCACAACCACAGUGUGACGGUUCUAGUCGGGUCUUCAUCUCCUACAGUACCGCACACACAUAAGGCGCGCUUUGAUUACCACGUCUUUAAAGUCAACAUGGAGAAAGAAAUGAUCGACUUUUUGUGGAUUCACUUCCACGAGCUCUGGAUGAACGAAACAAUCAGCACAUACGAGAAAACACUUGAGGUCUGGCGAAUGAUGUCCUUAUUCAGGGCGCACAGUGAGGAACUAGUCAAAGGCUUGUUUGAUGUUGAUCUUCUAAAGACGCUUCGGGAUUCUAACUAUGACGUGCUCUUUUCUGAUCUGACGAUGCCGUUCUCUGACCUGAUGGCGCAGAAGCUGAACAUCCCGCACGUUCUGUCCAUGCGGAUAUCUUUCGCUUCUGCAUUAGAGAGUCUGUGUGGUCAGAUGCCUGUUCCUCCAUCAUAUGUUCCCGCAGCUGUUUCUCAGGGUCAUCUGACUGACCGCAUGAGCUUCACGGAGAGAGUUGAAAACAUGCUGCUCUACAUCACACACACGGCGAUGUUCCAGCUGACCACGAAGUUUACUUUUGAUCACAUCUACACUGAAAUAGCGGGUGAACCCACAACUAUGUGUGAGACCAUUGGAAAAACUGACAUCUGGUUAAUAAGAACGUACUGGGAUUUCGAGUAUCCGCGUCCAUUCCCGCCUAAUUUUAAGUUUGUUGGGGGACUGCAGUGCAAACCUGCUAAACCCCUUCCGAAGGAACUGGAGGAGUUUGUGCAGAGUUCUGGAGAUCACGGCAUUGUUGUUUUCUCAUUGGGCUCCAUGAUCAAAAACCUGACCAUGCAAAAAGCAAACACUAUUGCUUCUGCUCUGGGUCAGAUCCCACAAAAGGUUGUUUGGCGCUACAGUGGGAAAACUCCAGAAACACUGGCUCCCAAUACAAAACUGUUCGACUGGAUCCCACAGAAUGAUUUGCUUGGUCAUCCAAAAACGAAGGCUUUCAUUGCACAUGGUGGUACAAAUGGACUGUAUGAGGCUAUUUAUCAUGGUGUCCCGGUGGUGGGUUUGCCGCUGUUUGGAGAUCAGCCUGAUAACUUAAUGCACUUGAAAAGCAAAGGAGCUGCUGUAGUCCUUGAUUUCUUCACAUUGGAGUCCACAGAUCUGGUGGAUGCUCUCAAGACUGUCUUAAAUAACCCAUCGUACAAGGAGAGCAUCAUGAGGCUGUCCAGAAUCCAUCACGAUCAGCCGAUGAAGCCGCUGGAUCAGGCCGUUUACUGGAUUGAGUUUGUGAUGCGGAAUAAAGGAGCCAAACAUCUCCGAGUUCAGGCGCAUGAGCUGAGCUGGUAUCAGUACCACUGUCUGGAUGUAGCGGCCUUCUUACUCUCCAUCGCUGCUCUGAUCACAUUCCUCUGGGUUAAAACGUGCGGCUUCCUUUACCGCAAAUGUUUCAGGAAGACCCGUCCUGAGAGGAACACUAAAAAGAGUAAAAAGGAGUGAAUGCAAACGUAGGUUACCAAUAAAUAAUGAUGCAGUCAUGUGCGUCCGCA
Molecule: messenger RNA, 1991 nt
Organism: Danio aesculapii
Lineage: Eukaryota; Metazoa; Chordata; Actinopteri; Cypriniformes; Danionidae
Gene: ugt2a6
Product: UDP glucuronosyltransferase 2 family, polypeptide A6
Exons: 6
Coding region: 343-1941 (532 amino acids)
Molecular function (GO): UDP-glycosyltransferase activity
Source: RefSeq, a predicted model, not a curated record